Molecule: messenger RNA, 669 nt
Organism: Rotaria sp. Silwood2
Lineage: Eukaryota; Metazoa; Rotifera; Eurotatoria; Philodinida; Philodinidae
Source: the annotation of a GenBank genome assembly
AUGGUAUUGUUUACUGAUGUAUUGCACAACUUGCAGAAUUCAUUAAUUGUUUGUUCGACAGCACGAAAACUUGGAAGAAUACCGUCGUCUGAAUUUGAUGAAGAAAAGCUACCUAAUUUAAAAUGCUUCUCAUUAUGCUGUAAUUGGAUUGUAAAUAGUUAUGAUGAAUUAAUUGUACCAUUUCUACGUCGAAUGUCGAAUUUGGAAGAACUUGAUUUGGAUUUUUUAAAUUCCUAUGAAGAAACAUUUAUUGAUGGAAAUAGCUUGAAAAAAAUUACCGAUCAUAUGGCACAAUUAAACAAAUUCAUGUUUAAUAUUCGUUCAGUUAUUUCUUUUGAUGAUGAAAUUAAUUUACCAUCAAAUGAAGAUAUUCAAUAUACAUUUAGAGAUUUUAAAAAUAAUGAAAUUAUUUCUUGUAUUGAUUAUUUUUUCAAGGAAACAAAAGGUGAAUGUCUUAUGUAUUCAAAUCCAUAUACAUUAAUAGAUUACAAUAAUAUAACAAAUAAUUUUCCAGGUGGAUUAUUUAAAAAUGUUCGUCGAAUAUCACUAUUUGAUGAACAUCCUUUUGAACAUGAAUUUUUUCUUAAAAUUGCUCAAUCAUUUCCAUUUUUGAAUGAAUUAGAUUUAAAGAAUUAUCAACAACAAAAGAAUAAACGAUGUAGCAAAUAA